Solanum verrucosum is the source of this 476-nucleotide messenger RNA. RefSeq names its product heavy metal-associated isoprenylated plant protein 12-like. Lineage: Eukaryota; Viridiplantae; Streptophyta; Magnoliopsida; Solanales; Solanaceae. The record is from RefSeq and is a predicted model, not a curated record. The coding region runs from base 85 to 474 and encodes 129 amino acids. The transcript has 3 exons.
AAAAAAACACCCUCUUUCUUUCCAAGAAUUAAAAUUAUCUCACCCUCAAAUCAAUAUUUAUAUUCCCUUUUUCAAACCUAGAGAAUGAAUAAGCAAAAGGUUGUUAUUAGGUUAUCCAUAAAUGGUCAUGAUAAAAAAUCAAGGUCCAAGGCUUUCAAAAUUGCUGUUUCUCAGCCAGGUGUGAAUUCAGCAGCUAUGAAAGGGGGAGAAAAUAACCAAUUAGAAGUGGAGGGGGAGCAAAUUGAUGCAGCAGUGCUAACCAAAUUGCUUAGGAAGAAAUUGAAGAAAGGAGCAGAGUUGUUAAGUGUUGGCCCUAUUGACAAGAAAGAUGGUGACAAAAAAGAUGAUCCAAAAAUAGAAUUAGUUCCAAUGAUGCAAUGGCCAUCUAAUAAUUAUUAUCCAUAUCAUGUUGUACCUCAAUAUCCAUUUUAUGAAGUUACAGAAUCAUAUCAAGGUGGUUGCUCAAUUUUAUGAAA